AUGGUCAUUGAUGAAGUCUCACCCUACAAUGGCAUUCUAGGCAGACCAUGGAUCAGCAAGAUCAACGCCAUCACCUCCGCCACGCAUCAGAAGAUUCGCUACCCAAUUCCUUGGGGUGGGAUCAGCCAAAUCAACAGCGAUCAGGCAAUGGCGAGGAAAUGCUCAGCUCAAGGGCUGAAGAAAUGCAAGCAAACACAAUUCCUCCCUGUGAAUCAAGCAGAUCUAAAGGGAGUAGAACAAGCAGAUGAGAAAGCAAAUCCCCAAUCAAAGAAUCAGGACCAAGUCGAGGGAAUCCGUCCGGAGGUCUAUCCUGAAGAAGGAUGGAAGCCCGAGGAGGACGUUGAGCUGGUACCCCUUGAUCCUAACAAGCCAGAGAGAACAUCGCGGAUCGGCUCGCGCCUAAGCCAAGAGGAAAAGGCAGAGCUUGUAGCCUUCCUCCAGAACAACAAAGACGUAUUUGCAUGGUCACCAUCUGACAUGCCUGGCAUCGAUCCCCAUAUCAUCUGCCAUCGCCUACACGUCAACCCAGCCAUCAAGCCUGUAGCGCAGAAGAGACGCAACUUCACCCCCGAGCGAGUCGCCAUCAUUGAAGCCGAGAUCGAGAAGCUUCUAGCUGCCGGUUUCAUUGAAGAAGUCUCAUACGCAGAAUGGCUGGCGAACGUUGUUCUAGUAGUAAAGAAAGAUAAAGGCAUGUGGAGAGUGUGUGUCGACUAUACUGACCUCAACAAGGCAUGUCCUAAAGAUAACUUUCCACUGCUGAGAAUUGACCAGCUCGUCGAUUCAACUUCCGGCAAUCAUGAUGCAUGA
This is a messenger RNA of Prunus armeniaca (apricot), 807 nucleotides long. The record is from the annotation of a GenBank genome assembly. Lineage: Eukaryota; Viridiplantae; Streptophyta; Magnoliopsida; Rosales; Rosaceae.